Molecule: messenger RNA, 3753 nt
Organism: Callorhinchus milii (elephant shark)
Lineage: Eukaryota; Metazoa; Chordata; Chondrichthyes; Chimaeriformes; Callorhinchidae
Product: probable cation-transporting ATPase 13A4
Exons: 30
Coding region: 40-3711 (1223 amino acids)
Biological process (GO): intracellular calcium ion homeostasis; polyamine transmembrane transport
Cellular component (GO): late endosome membrane
Molecular function (GO): ATPase-coupled monoatomic cation transmembrane transporter activity; ATP binding; ATP hydrolysis activity
Source: RefSeq, a predicted model, not a curated record
GAGCGAGAGGGGGAACCCAGAGGACGUCAGUUAUUGCUGAUGGAAGAGACUGUUCUGAAGGGUCACCAAGCUCUCCUUAACCCAGGAGAGGAGAACGAGCAGGACAUUUUUGGUUACAAGACCAAUAGCUGCCGCAGAGCCAUGUGCAAUGUUGGAGCUGUGCUGACCUGUGGAUUUCUGCUGCUCGUGUUUUACUGGAAGCCGGAGUGGGAUGUCAGGGCUCAAUGUAGCCGGUGCUCUCUGCAAGAUGCUGACGUUCUCCUAAUUAGGCCAACCGGGGAAUGUAAAGUUUGGGUUAAAAAGAAAGUCAUGUGGAUUCAGCUAUCCUCACAAUGUAACCCAAGUCGGCUGCCGUGCCCUCUCAUCGCUGAUCAGAUCUCAUUCCUGAACAAAAUCAUUAUGGAACCCGAUUUAAAAGUACGAUAUGUCCAAGUUCAGAAGAUCAGGUACAUCUGGAAGAUUAAUGAAAAGCAGUUUGUCAGAGUCGGGGGACUGGAGGACAGCCACUCCUGCAGUGAUAUCCGUUCUAAGUUUGGCUCAGGAUUAACUGCAGCAGAAGCAAACACCAGGAGAUUAAUAUUUGGACCCAAUACAAUCGAUAUACAGAUUAUUCCACUUUGGAAAUUACUUUGCAAAGAGGUUUUGAACCCAUUUUAUGUCUUCCAGGUUUUCAGUGUGUGCCUGUGGAUUUCUAAUGACUACAUAGAAUAUUCAGUAGCUAUUAUAAUCAUGUCCCUCAUUUCCAUUGCCUUUUCUGUUUACGAAGUACGGCAGCAAUCGGUAAAGCUGCACGGACUGGUGGAAUCUCACAAUCACAUGACAGUCACUGUCUGCAGAAAAGAUGUAGGAUAUCAAGAGGUGCUGUCUAGUCAACUCGUACCUGGGGACCUUUUCCUCGUCACAGGGAACAAACGGGUGCUGCCGUGCGAUGCUGUCCUGAUCCAGGGAGGCUGCAUUGUAAACGAGAGCAUGCUCACCGGUGAAAGCGUGCCCGUGACUAAGACACCGUUGCCAAGUGUAGCUGGUCCUACCUCGUGGUGGAGUUCUAGCGCUGAUCACAAGCUCCACCUCCUCUUCUGUGGAACUCAAGUGAUUCAGACCAAGACCGGCAGCCAGGGAGAAGUCAAAGCAGUCGUCCAUCGAACAGGUUUCUCCACUGCCAAGGGCGAGCUGGUCAGGUCCAUUCUGUACCCGAAGCCAAUGGACUUCAAGCUUUACCAGGACGCCUUCCGCUUCCUCAUGUGCCUCGGCGUCAUUGCCAUCCUGGGGAUGAUCUACACCAUCUGCGUCUUUUUAGUAAAAGGGAGAUCUGUGGUUGAGAUGGUGAAGAAGGCCCUAGAUGUAAUCACUAUUGCGGUCUCUCCUGCCCUGCCUGCCUCCAUCACUGUGGGAAUCAUCUAUAGCACGAGACGGCUGAAAAAGAAAGGAAUCUUUUGCAUCAGCCCGCAAAGGAUCAAUGUUUGUGGACAACUGAACCUCGUCUGUUUCGACAAGACCGGGACUCUGACCGAAGAAGGAUUGGAUCUGUGGGGCCUAGCAACAGUUAAAGGGAAAGGUUUACAGAGCAUCUUCCGGUUCAGCGGCAGAGAUAUCCUUCCAUGGGGGCCGUUUUUUGGGGCUCUGGCCAGCUGCCACUCCUUGAGCCUUUCGGACAACAAUCUCCAAGGUGACCCACUGGACCUGAAAAUGUUUGAAGCCACUUGCUGGGAAAUCGAUGAAAAUCAGCAGGACGGAGGAUCAAAUUUCUUUAUUGUCAAGCCAGGACCCAAAGCCAAUAAGGAAUCGGUCCAAGGGAUAAUUGUGCUGAACCAGUUCCCAUUCUCCUCCGCUCUCCAGAGGAUGUCAGUUGUAACUCAGUUGGUUGGAAGAGAUAAAUUCACCGUUUACCUGAAAGGGGCACCAGAGACAGUGGCUGCUCUCUGCAUCCCGACCACAGUCCCCCGGACAUUCUCCACUGAGCUCCAGCGCUACACAACACAGGGUUUUCGGGUAAUCGGAUUCGCAUACAAAUCCCUUUGGAACGGCAGAGUUGUUCCGGUCACGAGUCUAAAGAGGGAGGAGGUGGAAUCUGAUCUGGUUUUCUUGGGUUUUCUGAUCCUGGAGAACAAGCUGAAAAGCCAAACCAUCCCAGUGCUCGAGGAGUUACUCCGAGCCAGGAUCCGAACGGUUAUGAUCACAGGUGACAACCUGCAGACAGCUGUUACAGUGGCCAGAAAAUCUGGGAUGAUCCCAGCGGGUCAGAAGCUGAUGCUGAUCGACUCCUCCGAUGGGAAUGAGUGUGCUCACGCUUCCAUCAGCUGGAAACUCAUGGAAAGUGGCAAGGACAAUGGUCAGGAAACCAAAAUUCAGAUGGAUAAUUUUGAGAAGAAAAGAAACUUUCAUUUUGCUCUAAGCGGAAAAUCCUUUGAUGUUCUCCUUCAGCAUUUUUACCAUUUAUUACCCAAGAUACUUGUAAACGCCACAGUUUUUGCCAGAAUGUCACCAAGCCAGAAAGGAAGCCUCAUUCAAGAGUUUCAAAAGUUGGAUUACUGUGUGGGCAUGUGUGGAGAUGGUGCCAAUGACUGUGGUGCUUUAAAGAACGCUCACGCUGGAAUCUCACUGUCAAAGUAUGAAGCCUCUGUAAGCUCUCCCUUCACGUCAAACAUUGACAACAUAGAAUGUGUCACAGUACUGAUCAAGGAGGGUAGAGCAGCUCUCGUCACCUCCUUUUGCAUGUUUAAAUUCAUGGCGAUUUACAGCAUGAUACAAUACCUUGCGGUUUUGCUUCUGUACUGGAAAUUAAAUACCUUUGGGGGCUACCAAUUUCUGUUCCAGGAUCUAGCUAUCAUCACGAUUGUUGGCAUGACAAUGAACCUGAACCAUGCUUAUCCAAUGAUGGUGCCGUACAGACCACCCAGUCAGCUCAUCUCUCCACCUCUCCUGCUCUCUGUCCUCCUCAACAUCGCCCUGAACCUGGCUCUCAACAUAGUCGGCUUCGUGAUGGUGACGAACCAGCCCUGGUACUCGCACACAGAUAUGCACAGCGCUUGUCGACCAGAAAACAACCUAACCACUACAUCUGUGCACAAUGUAACCGCAGUUAACCAGCCUUCAUUCCACUCGUUUGCGAGCAGUCACUUUCAGAGCUAUGAGAAUACCACAGUGUGGUUUCUGUCUACCCUGAGCCUUGUGACGACAGCUUUUGUCAUGUGUAAAGGAAAGCCCUUCCGACAACCCAUUUAUACCAACUAUCUGUUUAUCCUUGUCCUAUUGGCCCAGAGUGGAAUUUGCCUCUUUCUCCUCUUUGUUGACCACGGUGGAGUGUACAAGGUGAUGGAUCUUGUUUGCACUCCAUACAAGUGGCGAGUCUAUGUUCUGAUCAUGGUGGCUGUUCACUUCGUGAUCGUGAACCUCGUAGAGGAAAUGCUGAUAGAAAACCACCGCCUCUGGCUGUCCCUGUGGAGGUCCUGUGGGAUGAGGCCAGCGGGGGCUUACAGGAAGCUGGAGAACACCACCAGCAGAGACACCAACUGGCCCCCACCGGACGGCACCGGUCACGAGGCGUCGGGAACCACAGGAGAGAAGUCGCCGGAAAGCUACUGCAACGACACUUACACUUACAAAAAGGACGGGCCCAAUGCAGAGCCUGUGAAUGGGUACUCGCUCCCCAGGCCCCCCAGUGACCAACAGCCAAACCACUGGGGCGUAGACAUCGAGAACUCUCACUUAUAGCGUCGCCGACACGUCACGUGUAAAUAUGAAGAACUGCCAACU